CCUUAACGUUCUUUCUUUAUUAUUUUUAAUGAAGAUAACAAAAUCGCAAGUAAAGACGAACGGCUCAACACCCUGUAGUUCUGGUGCUGUUUUAACUACCAAAACUAUUGUAAAACGCGUCAAAAACUGGAUUCAACCUACUUUAUCCUUCAAAAAUUCUGUUCUCCCAAAAAUUAAAACAGAACCGGAAGAACCCUCAAUUGAAAUAGCUUUACAAGGAGUGAAUCCGGAAGAGACUGUUGCACAAAAUGUCUCUACAAGAAUAAACCCCAAUAUUGAAGACGUUGAAAUGGCGACAGAUGAACAAGAAACUUACUCUGUUCAAAUAAAACAGGAAGAUAUUAUAAUGUCAAGUCAAGAAGAAUCUAUAGCAAGCAGUCCAAUUGAUGUUUCUGAAUUUUUACCCGAUCCCGAAGAUCCGAAUUUUUACUGCAGAGUGUGUGAUAAACAACAUAGCGUAAAGCGCACAUUUCGUGAGCAUUGUAUCAAACACCAUAAAAUGAAUCUUCCGCCAAAUCCCAAAGUCCUCCAGCUAUCUCUCCUUGCCAAGUUUCCCAACAUUUUACCUGACCCGGAGGACCCAGAUUAUAACUGUUGUGUGUGCCAAAAAAAUUAUUCUGACAAGUACAACUACCGCAGACAUCUUCGAACUUGUCAUAAAAUGGAUCUUAAACCUUUGAACCCGUUCAAUGUCAAACACCCUCAUAUAACUCCGGACGAAAAUGAUCCAAAUUGCUAUUGCGCAGCUUGUGAAAAAACCUUUUGUGAUAAAUGGGGUUAUAGGUCUCAUCUUGAAGCAAUACACAACUUGGCUCUCAAAGGCGGUCAGAGAACUAAUAAGAGAGAUGGAAUAUUACCUGAUGAAGACGAUCCUAAUGGUUACUGCCGUCAAUGCAACAAAACUCUUGAAAGCUUAAGGAGUUAUCGAAACCAUUUGAGAAAGAUUCAUGGCAUGAUUUUGAAACCAAGAGGAAGGGCUUUGCUCGUUAUAAAUGCACAUGUAAAACCGGAUGAAAAUGAUCCCAAUAAUUAUUGUAUUGUAUGUAAGAGGCAAUAUCGCGAGAAAAGGGGAUACCGAGCCCACUUGGCAACAAUGCAUAAUAUGGAACUUCAAAACCUAAAACCCCGAAAGGCUUUGGUGAUUACAGAAGACUCAACUGUAAAACCUGAUCCGGAUGAUCCAAACUUCUACUGCUGUCUUUGUGAGAAGAAUUAUGAAUCUCGCCCCAAGUAUCGUACUCACCUAUCCAAGUGUCAUAAAAUGGUUCUUCAACCCCUUAAUCCGUCGCAACAAAAAAACAAUACUUUACCAAACAGAGACGAUCCAAAUUUCUACUGCAUUGCUUGUGAAAAAUAUUACGCUAGCAGGGCCUUGUAUAGAAAGCAUGUUGGCAGGGUUCACAAAAUACGUCAACACUCUCCAGCACAACAAGAGACACAGGCCCCGGGCCCUUCUUGUCGCAGAGACAUCAGCCAAAAUUCGCCUCAAGAUGAACAUGCCUGUCAAGGAAAUAAACCAAGGGUUUUAUACCAUACUGUUAAAGUAGAGGAUCUAACAAAUGUCAAACCAGAUGAAGAUGACCCAAAUUUUUAUUGCUGCCUUUGUCAAAAAAAUUCACCGGAUAAGAGAACUUUCAACAGUCAUUUAAAAGUCGUACAUAAUAUGACAAUUUACAACAAUACGUAUUUACCCCCACCCAUGACAGAACCUCUACCAGAUAUACACCAUCCAGACUUUUAUUGCAGUUUAUGCAAAAGAAACUUGUCUUCUCUCGACAAUUUCCACCGUCACUUGCGAACAAAUCACAAAAUGAAAUUUACAAUCCCCAGAAAGACUCACGAUGUCAUUCCGCACCCAGAAUUAAAGCCUGACGAAUUUGAUCCUAAUUUGGAAUGUAUAGCUUGCGAAAAGAAAUUUUCUUGUAGCACAGGGUUCCGCAGUCAUCUUAGGAAAAUUCAUAAGAUGACCUUAUCUGCUCCUCGUAACCGCAGGCGUAUUCGUCAUCCUUACAAAAUGCCAGAUCCCCAUGAUCCCAAUCAUCAUUGUAGCGCUUGCGAAAGGGAUUAUUCUACCAACGCUGGAUACCGUUCUCAUCUUCGAAAAGUACAUAAAAUGAAACUAUGAAACUUUUUUUGUUUAUAUGGAGACGUUGUCUCGAGUUUAUUAAAGAGGUAGUCACAAUCUUGUUUUUGGGUUUUUUUUUUUUGU
Mucor mucedo is the source of this 2209-nucleotide messenger RNA. RefSeq lists its product as uncharacterized. The record is from RefSeq and is a predicted model, not a curated record. The transcript has 2 exons. Bases 29 to 2125 code for a protein of 698 amino acids. Lineage: Eukaryota; Fungi; Mucoromycota; Mucoromycetes; Mucorales; Mucoraceae. Gene Ontology annotation, molecular function: nucleic acid binding; zinc ion binding.